AUGGGCUACCUCGUCCUCUCGCCGUCACCGUCGCCGUCUCCGCCGCACGCCUUCCAAUACGCCUCCUCCUCCUCGGGCGCCACCGCCUGCCGUCGCCGCGCGCGGCGAGGCGGGGUCUUCGUCGUUGCGUCGGCCGCCUCGCCGCUCGAUGGCGGUCCUUCUCCCGCGGCGGCGGCGGCCGCCGAUGCCUACGUGCUGGCGCGGCGGGUGGUGCUCCUCGGCGCCUCGGCCAUACCGUUCGUCAGCCUCCGUGAAGCUGCUGCCGCGCCCACGCCCGUGGACCUCGUGAAGGAGACAAAGAAUGUCCCUCAAUUUGAAGGGACAAAGGGUAUUGCAAAACCUGAAAACACUCAACCUGAAGGAACUCAGGUUGAAACUACUACUCCUGAAGCUCGUCAGCGUGAAUCAUCCUUACAGUUGGUGCAAGAACAACCUCCAGAGAAUCCACUGGUUGACUUUCUUGGCACAGUUGGAGUUGCUGCCUCUGGUGUUCUUGGUGGGCUGUACGGCACUUCUCUACAAGAAAAAAAGGCCCUGCAAUCAAUUAUCUCCUCAACGGAGAGCAAAUUGGCUGAAAAUGAGGCAGCACUUUCUUUGAUGAGGGAAAACUAUGAGAAACGGUUACUGCAGCAGCAAGCAGCACAAAAGAAGCAAUCUAUGAAAUUCCAGGAGCAGGAAGUUUUUCUUUCAGGUCAGUUGGCUUCAACAACAAAGACUUUGACAUCACUGAGUGAAGAAUUCAGAAAGGAGAAGAAAUUAGCUGAGGAACUUAGGGAUGAAAUACAGAGAUUAGAGAGUAGUAUCAGACAAGCUGGCAUUGAUAAGGAUAUGCUUAAAACUAAAUUGGAAGAAAAGCUUGGUGAGAUUAAUGUUUUGCAGGAAAAGAUAAGUUUACUCAGCCAAGAAAUUGAUGAUAAGGAGAAGCACAUCAGGGAACUCUGUGCAUCACUUUCCUCGAAGGAAGUAGACUACCAAAAGCUGACCGCUUUCACAAAUGAAACUAAAAGGAGCCUUGAGCUUGCAAAUUCUAGAGUACAACAACUUGAGGAAGAGCUCAAUACAACUAAGAAUGGUCUCGCUUCUAAGAUAUCUUCUAUUGAUUCACUCAAUGCUAAACUUGAAACGUUGAACUCUGAAAAGGAAGAAGCUGACAAAAAAAUUAACGAGUUAAUACAAGAGUAUACAGACCUGAAGGCUGCUUCAGAGACAAGGGCAAACCAUGAUUCCAAACUACUAUCAGAAAGAGAUGAUGAGAUAAAACAGCUUGAAGAAAAACUGUCUGUUGCAUUAACUGACUCUAGCAAAGAUCAAGAAACAAUUGUUGAGUUGAACAAGGAGUUGGAUGCUACCAAAAUGAUGCUAGAGAAUGAACUUAAGGCCAUGGAAGCUUUAAAAGAUUCAAUUCGAUCAUCUGAAGAGGCUCUAAAGACUUCCAGAAGUGAGGUUUCCAAACUUUCCAAGGAGCUUCAGGAGGCAAAUGAAUUGAAUGAGGACCUGGUAUCACAAAUUUCUAAACUCCAAGAGGAGUCCAAUGCAAUGCAAGUAGAUCUCACUAAUAAACUAGGAGAGGCAGAAUCAUUAUCCAAAGCUCUGUCAGAAGAUUUGGCUUCUGUAAAGGAAAUGGUUCAAAAGGGGCAAGAAGAACUUGAAGCCACCUCUAAUGAGCUGGCAUCUAUUGUUGAAGCUCGUGACAACUUGAAGAAAGAAAUGCUGGACGUGUACAAGAAUUUGGAGUCCACCACACAUGAGCUUGUUGAGGAAAGAAAAAUUGUGACAACCUUAAAUAGGGAACUUGAAGUCUUGGUGAAACAGUUGCAGGUAGAUUCUGAAGCAAGAAAAGCUCUCGAAGCAGACCUGGAUGAGGCAACAAAGUCACUAGAUGAGAUGAACAAUAGUGCGUUGUUACUGUCUAAACAACUUGAGAGCACUCAUUCUAGGAGUGACACUCUUGAAGCUGAGAAAGAAAUGCUAUCCAAGGCUCUAGCUGAACAAACGAAAAUCACAACUGAAGCUAAGGAAAACACUGAAGAUGCUCAGAGUCUGAUCACAAGGCUUCAGACAGAGAAGGAGAGCUUUGAAUUGAGGUCUAGACAUCUUGAAGAGGAAUUGGCGUUAGCAAAGGGUGAGAUACUGCGCCUAAGGAGGCAGAUUAGUACAAACAGUUCUCAGAAACCAAGAGCACCUCGCCGACCAAGAGGACCCCCAGAGACUAAUGAAACUCUGAAGGAGCAACCUGUGAAUGAUCAUAAUCAGAAGAGCAGUGGAGUUGUUGCUGGAACUCCGCAGCCUGUGAAAAGGACUAGCAGAGGAACCCUUUUCUUCUUGCCGUCAAAGCAGAGGCUCCCCCAGUCCCCAACCAAGCUGCCCGAUGUGCCGGCCGCAGGGAGAACGGGAGAUGGAUCACCAUUCAGGCAUUCACCAGUCACCACCAGCCCAGCAGGCAGCAGCCAGGGCCCAGGGCCCAGGGCAUCAGAUUCUGAUGGACCCAACGGACGAAGCUGA
Miscanthus lutarioriparius is the source of this 2502-nucleotide messenger RNA. Lineage: Eukaryota; Viridiplantae; Streptophyta; Magnoliopsida; Poales; Poaceae. The record is from the annotation of a GenBank genome assembly.